Messenger RNA from Phaedon cochleariae (mustard beetle), 666 nucleotides. The record is from the annotation of a GenBank genome assembly. Lineage: Eukaryota; Metazoa; Arthropoda; Insecta; Coleoptera; Chrysomelidae.
AUGCUGCUGCUACACAGUGUGAUGACGUUACAACUCACUUUAACGGUAGCUACAGUCUCUUGUUCGGUAGUGCAUCCCCUAGAAUCAAUAGGGGAAACGUUGAGGCAGUGUCUGGUGUCACAAGUAGGGGGUGGUUUAGGGCAAUGUUUAGGGGUUGGGGCGAUAUCGAAGCUGCAAAGUCUGGAUGCCGAUCCAGAGUUCGAUUUGGUGGACGGUGUUACUCUGACGAGAGAUGGCCAGGAGUACAGGGAAGCUCACAAUUUCGCCGAUGCAGAUCCUUCUAGUUUCAGGACUAUAGUAGAUUCCUUCAGUCACGUCUUCUCCAGAAGGAACAUGCAAUGGGACAUGGGAUUCCUGUAUCCCGGACUUGCCAUGCGUGUGUCGCCCUCUGUGAUACCUGGUGGAACCCUAGAAUUUGUUCUAGAUCAACGCAGAGAAGCUGUGAACGUCCAUUCAUUGAAAGAAGCAGGAACCGGUAAGUAUCCGGAGGGAGCUUAUGGAGAUUCCCUAUACAGAGGGAUGCCAGAACAAGAAAGCGACCAGUUGAAUGUCUACCCAAACAUUGCCAAAUCUUUGGACACCAGUUCUGUGAAAGAUGUCAAGACGAGAGGACGGAAUUUCGCUUGGGAUGAAAAAGAACAGAAAAUCAACGAAGCUCCCAGUUAA